AUAUCUCCAGAUUAUGGCUGUUCGUGAGGUAGCAUCAUACACUAUAGCGUCGUUUGCUGUGUAUGUUGGUAUUCACGCAUGGAAGAAAGAUACGAAGCAGGUCUACAACGUGACCUGCCUAGUAACCGCUCUAGUCGCUGUUAUUAUGGGCGUCGUAUGUGUCUUCAUCAACAGAGAGGCGGUGUUCACCGGAGCAUUCAAUUCGAACGAGUCGUUGCCGUUGGUCGUAUUCCUUCUGGCCCACAACUACGGGCAUCUACUUUACGACCUAUACCAUGGCAUGGUGUGGCGACCGGUCGUCCUCCCGCACCAUACAGUCACUUUAUUGAGUAUAACAGCAUCGUUCCUCUACGACUCAGGAGGACUUAUUAUAGUUAUUGACAGCAUCAUCACUGAGUUGGGUUAUCUAUUCUUAUUAAUUUACUAUCGUUACCGUACGAGGCGAGUCUACGGCGUUGUUAUCAUCCUAUACGGCUCGCUACGCAUUGUCCUGCUGGCCUGGAGUUACUCUGUCUUUCAGCAGACACUCGCACUGGGUGUUUGGUCAGUACAGUUCCUUACAGUGCUCGGUCAGGUCGGCAUCAUAAUUGUCGCUUUCCAUUUUCUAUACCGUCACUGUGUGAACUACACUCAAGCAGGAAGAAGUCGACCAUCUAAAUUUGAUGUGUGCACUGCGUCUGCUCUGGGUGAUGCACGAGGCGGUUCUAAGGCGACUUUCUGAGCUCAACCGACCAACGUCAUCAGUUUAUCAUUAUAAGUAGUCGGGUUCCUCGUGUG
Perkinsus marinus ATCC 50983 is the source of this 777-nucleotide messenger RNA. RefSeq lists its product as hypothetical. The transcript has 3 exons. Bases 14 to 721 code for a protein of 235 amino acids. The record is from RefSeq and is a predicted model, not a curated record. Lineage: Eukaryota; Perkinsozoa; Perkinsida; Perkinsidae.